Molecule: messenger RNA, 192 nt
Organism: Podarcis lilfordi (Lilford's wall lizard)
Lineage: Eukaryota; Metazoa; Chordata; Lepidosauria; Squamata; Lacertidae
Source: the annotation of a GenBank genome assembly
GACAGAGAAGCUGGCGGGCGGGCAGCGGGUCUGGGCCGUGCCAUGGGCUUGGCACGCCUGCUGGCCCCGCACCUGGUACCUGGCUCCGCGCUGCUGCUGGUGGCGUGCUCAGUGGCCAUGCUGAAGCAGCUGGAGGGUGAGCUGCACGCCACCUGCCCAUCACUCUGCGUGUGCGGCCUGCCCACCUACCUG